GCUUGUCUCACAUACUGUAUUGAGAGCAAAAUGAUUGUUUAGAACUGCUGGUCACUGCAGAAUAUCCCUCAGACAACAAAGGAACUUCAAGAUCUAUGUCCAAGUCCAUGCUGAUGGUGAGGAUAAACCGGAAGAACAUUAAACCACUCAGGAGAUGUGUGGCGGCACAGCGAAGACCACAGACUGGCCAGGUGGCUGGCAGGGUUCAGCCAGAUGUGUGAGUGAUGCUGUUUCUGGUGCUGGGAGGAUUUACGAGACACGUUUAUGCACAAAGAUUCGAAAAUUUGCCGGGGUAGGAAGGGGCACUGAUCACACGGCACUCGACAACAGUUGGUCAUGUUCGGAGUUUGACCUGAAUGAGAUUCGCCUGAUAGUUUACCAAGACUGUGAAAGAAGAGGCAGACAAGUCUUGUUUGAUUCUAAAGCUGUUCAAAAGAUUGAAGAGGUGGCAGCUCAGAAAACAGAGGAUGUCCCUAUUAAAAUGUCAGCCAAGUGCUGUCAAGGAAGCAGUAGCAUCACCAGCAGCAGCAGCAGCAUCUCUUCCCAUAGUUCUUCUGGAGGAUCUUUACAAUAUACUAAGGAGCAGCUUCCAAAGUACCAGUACACGAGGCCAGCUUCUGAUAUCAAUAUGCUAGGAGAAAUGAUGUUUGGCUCAGUUGCAAUGAGUUACAAAGGCUCCACCUUAAAGAUACACUAUAUACGUUCUCCUCCACAACUGAUGAUUAGUAAAGUCUUCUCUGCCAGAAUGGGCAGCUUCUGUGGAAGUACAAAUAAUUUGCAAGACAGCUUUGAAUACAUCAACCAAGAUCCUAAUUUGGGAAAACCGAACACAAAUCAGAAUAGUUUGGGUCCUUGUCGUACUGGAAGUAACCUAGCACACAGCACACCAGUUGAUAUGCCAAGCAGAGGACAGAAUGAAGACAGGGACAGUGGCAUUGCUCGCUCAG
Molecule: messenger RNA, 947 nt
Organism: Galeopterus variegatus (Sunda flying lemur)
Lineage: Eukaryota; Metazoa; Chordata; Mammalia; Dermoptera; Cynocephalidae
Product: folliculin-interacting protein 2-like
Exons: 7
Cellular component (GO): cytoplasm
Molecular function (GO): ATPase inhibitor activity; protein-folding chaperone binding
Source: RefSeq, a predicted model, not a curated record